AUGAUUUUUGGGACGAAUCGAAAAUGGUGGUAUUCAGAUGGUCUUCCGGAUGAAUUUCAGAAGCAUUGUGAAAAUUUCGUGAAUGAGUUGAAAGAGCCGCUGGCGUGGAGACGGCUGCGCUAUUCGGGUCAGUUCAGCGACGUGGAAACGGGAUCAGCGCAAAAAGGCACCCACUACGAGCGGUACUGCAGAUGCUACACCGGGGUUAUCAAGAUGGACUGGCGAGACAAAGAGGGCUGGUAUAUUACAUCGGAUUGGGUGGACCGAGACCCGGGGAGACCCGAACUAAUGUAUGAAGCUCCUCAAAAGGCGGUGAUGGAGUGGUUUGUGAUGAUGCAAAAUGAUGGGAUAUUGGCCUAUGUUCAUACUACGCGCGGCCAACGUUUCUCCCGGAUGCAAUCUCGCGGCGAAUCGGCCCCAAAUUAUGCGUACCCGGACUGGGACAAUGGCAUCGAUUAUCCACUUUUCACGAAGCGGCUAAAACCGAAGGACAAGAAAACGAAAAAGCACACCGUUUGCUUCAAUUUCGGGAUCAGAAAACGGCUUGACGGUCGAUUCUCAUGGUUUGGGACCCACGACCUUGAAACGCACGGCCAAUACAUUCCCGUAAAAUUUGCGCCUGCCAGGUUUUUCUCGUUCCAAGGAAAAUUUGAUGACCUGGAUAACAGCAAGGCUAUGGUCGCAUAUUUUCGGCAGGGAACGUACCCAAAUCGAGCCAUGGAGUGGAUGGCCUAUUGGUGGGACUCUGCCAAGACCAGGACAGCAAUGACUGAAUGGAUCCGGGAUUGGGUGGCUGAUCACAUGCUGCCGAGUGGAUACGAACCCGCGUGGCCGCUUGAAGAUUGGCGACGCAAGAAAAUUGCCGUUUCUAAUGAAACGCUG
Mesorhabditis spiculigera is the source of this 882-nucleotide messenger RNA. NCBI's taxonomy places the organism in Eukaryota, Metazoa, Nematoda, Chromadorea, Rhabditida, Rhabditidae. The record is from the annotation of a GenBank genome assembly.